This is a messenger RNA of Charadrius vociferus (killdeer), 1726 nucleotides long. RefSeq names its product RNA-binding region (RNP1, RRM) containing 3 (gene RNPC3). The record is from RefSeq and is a predicted model, not a curated record. Gene Ontology annotation, biological process: mRNA splicing, via spliceosome. Bases 1 to 1716 code for a protein of 571 amino acids. Gene Ontology annotation, molecular function: U12 snRNA binding; pre-mRNA intronic binding. Lineage: Eukaryota; Metazoa; Chordata; Aves; Charadriiformes; Charadriidae. Gene Ontology annotation, cellular component: U12-type spliceosomal complex. The transcript is spliced from 17 exons.
AUGAAUGCUGAGUUUGUAACAAUCCAAGAAUUAAAACCUGCUGGACCUUGGAGCAGGAUUUGGCUGUACAGGCACCAAAGGUGCAAAAAUGGAUCCUUUGGUAUUGUGUUAUUCAACAACAGUCCUAUGAGGUACACCACAGAGCCUACAAAAAAUGUUUUCUCUGUGGCUGGCUUCAGUGCAUCCCAGACACCAGCCCCGGGGCAUGGGUCUCCCCCACUGCUCUUACUGCAUGGUGGCAUUGGGCGCUAUGGCUCAGUCGCACACAGCGCUAGCAGUGAUCUAAGCAGCUGGUGCUUCUGCCAGCUGGCAAACCAGAUCAUUAGAUUACAGAAACAUAGGAGUAUCUGUUUGGUGAAGAAUGCGAAACAUACCGCAUUUGCUACCUUUCCUACUGAAAAUGCAGCUGUGAAGGCUUUGUCAAGACUGCAUCAGCUGAAACUUUUAGGUCACACCUUAGUUGUUGAAUUUGCAAAGGAACAAGAUAGCGUGCAGGUACUUAGCCAGCCUUCUGUCUCAGAGAAGUGUAAAAGUUCAGAAGAACCAGUGAAAGACGAAGAGAAGAAAGAACCAAGCUGUGUUAAAAUUGAGACUGGAAUUGCACCUAACCAUGGCCUCACCUUUCCCAUCAAUUCUUGUCUCAAAUAUUUGUAUCCACCACCUUCAAGUACAAUUCUAGCAAAUAUAGCAAAUGCCUUGGCAAGUGUGCCCAAAUUUUAUGUCCAGGUACUUCAUCUUAUGAAUAAAAUGAAUCUUCCUCCACCUUUUGGACCAAUUACUGCUCGCCCUCCCAUGUAUGAAGAGUAUCUACCAGUGCCUGUGCCACCUCCCCCAAUCCCACCUCUGCCUCCUGAAGAGCCUCCUUUGCCUGAAGAGGAAGAAGAGCAAGUAUCUAGCGGAGAUGAAUCAGAAUAUGAAAGUGAUAAUGAGGAGGAAAAGGAGAGAAUGACCAAGUUGAUGGAAUUAGCAACGCUUCAGCCUAAAAGACCAAUAAACACAAAGAGGCGUGGUGUUAGAAAAAAGCAAAGAAUUAAAGACUUAUUGAAUGUUCCUGUGUGUACUCCCCACAGUAAUUUGCACCCUACGCUGUCACCUUCAGAUGUCUUUGAGCAGCCACAGCAUGUAGGUCAUAAAAAAAUUGAGUUCCAUAUUACUACUGACAUCCCAGCUGUUCUUCAGAUAAACUCAGAAAAGGAAGAAAAAAAUGACCUUCAUGCAACCACAGAAGAAGUCAAUAAUACAGGUUUUGGAAGGAUUUUUCCAGCUCCUAGCUCAAAUGAUAAAAUGGAAACUGAAGAAGAGGAUGAUGAAAUACCAUCAGAAUUUAUUUCUCGAAGGGAUCUUGAAAAAAAUAGACUUUCUAGAGAAGAAAUGGAAAAAUUUUCUGUUUUCAAAAACUAUGAGCCAGGUGAUCCAAAUUGCAGGAUAUAUGUGAAGAAUUUAGCUAAACAAGUUCAAGAAAAGGAUCUCAAAUUCAUUUUUGGAAGAUAUGUUGACUUCCAGUCAGAAGUAGAACGAAAUAUGUUUGAUAUACGUUUGAUGAAAGAAGGCCGUAUGAAGGGACAGGCUUUCAUUGGACUUCCUAAUGAAAAGGCAGCUGCUAAAGCUUUAAAAGAAGCAAAUGGAUAUGUCUUAUUUGAAAAACCCAUGGUGGUUCAAUUUGCUCGUUCAGCUAGACCAAAACAGGAUGCCAAUGAAGGGAAAAGAAAAAAGUAGAACACUGCAC